Prorocentrum cordatum is the source of this 1000-nucleotide messenger RNA. NCBI's taxonomy places the organism in Eukaryota, Dinophyceae, Prorocentrales, Prorocentraceae. The record is from the annotation of a GenBank genome assembly.
GGAGUGAGCAGGGCUGGCCCGCAGCAGCUGGACGGCCGCCACCACGCGCGGCCUCUGGGAAGGGCCCAGCGGGAGCCCAGCAGGCAGGGCCCAGGCAGGACACCCACAUCUCGAGCAGGGGAUCGAUUAUAGAACGAAUCUACCACAGGCUUGAUUUACUUUCGAAUGGACUCGACAAAUACGCAGGAUGCUGGUGCACAUCUGCGAAGAUGGUACGCAUGGGUUUGCAGAUUCGACGAAAAACGCUCGUCCGUUCGUGCGUUCCCUCUCCCUCGGUUUCCCCGCUGUCCAGGCUGGACGGUCAGCGCUUCUCGCUCCCCCCGGACGCCUACGUCGGCAACGUCUAUGGCUCGUCGAUGAAGGCCAUGGGCGAGGGACGAUCUGCGGAGAUCCCGAAGAUGAAGUCGCGGAUGGCGCUGGGCGAGGGCAACCGCGAGGCGCCCACGAGGGACCAGAUGAGCUGUGAGCCGGCGCUCAUGCACAUCACUAUGGACUCCACGCUCGGGCCAGUGUGGAUCCUCGGCAUGCCGUUCUUCCGCAAGUACUACUCGGUCUUCAGGCAGCCCAACCGCGAGAAGAACCUGGGGCCCUCCUUCUACGUGGCCGCUGCCACCAGCGACUGCAACACGGCCAACAGCGCUUCCAUGGAGUCGGGCUUGCUGGGCGGCUCCGGCAACGCCCGCGAGCGCGAGCACGAGCUGGUGAACGGGAGCUGGGCCCACGGCCACCGGGCGCGCGAGGUGGACAUGUCCAAGGUGCAGGUGCCCAGCUGGGUGCAUCGUGCCAGCAAGCUCGGCCGCCUGGAGGAGGUCGUCCGCCAGCCCCGCGUGAUCGGCACGCCAGAGGAGGUGGGCCAGGCGUGGCACCACCACAGGGAGGACAUGGCGACCUGAGCGGGGCGAGGCGCCCCUGACGGCCCGUCGUGCGCCGCACGCCCGCGCGCUGCGGGCUGCGAGCUGCACUGGCACCGGGGGAGGCUGGGGAGCGCGGCGGGCAGACG